GAACAGAGGCAGAAGGACGUCAUGGCGGGAGCCUAGCACAGCUUCAGCGCGGUCAUACUAGCAGCUAGAGCCGCGUAGUGAACGCGGCCCGUACGGCACUACUUCCGGGGCAGCUGGGGUUCAGUCUCUGUCCUCCGCCCUGACCCCGGAAGGUGUCACCUGUAGGUCCGGGCUGGAAUAGCGGCAUGGCCUCCUUGUGGACCCGUGUGGGGGCAGCUGCGCUUAGCAGAGCCGUACAUAGCAGAUGCCGCCUAGCCAUGUGCCUUCCACCUACUGUUCAGAGGGUUUCAGAAAUGGCUGGAACAGAUGGCAAUGUCAGUACUGCAUCCAGAGAUAGAAGAACUUGCUGUGUAAGGCGGCCAUACAGUACAUCACAAACGGUGGAUCCUGUGGAAAUGAAGAAAUUCCAGGCAUGGUCAGCAAAAUGGUGGGAUGAAGAAGGAGUAUAUUGUGCUCUCCAUGCUUUGAACGAUAUACGAGUUCCAUUCGUAAGAGACAUUCUGAUGAGUAAGAGCCAUAAGCAUGAUGUUGGGAGCCCUCUGUCUGGCAUCAAGCUGCUCGAUGUUGGUUGUGGUGGUGGACUGCUGUCUGAGCCAUUGGGUAGACUUGGUGCUGCUGUCACUGGAAUAGAUCCUUUAGAAGAUAACAUUAAGUCUGGAGAACUGCACAAAUCAUUUGAUCCUGUUCUAGAUAAACGUAUCCAGUACAAAAACUGUUCACUGGAGGAUAUUGUGGAGGACAACAUGGAAGGCUUUGAUGCAGUUGUGGCCUCCGAAGUUGUAGAACAUGUGAAUGAUGUAGAGGCUUUUAUCCAAAGUUGCUUUAAAGUACUAAAGCCAGGUGGCUCUCUUUUUAUUACGACAAUCAACAAAACAAAGCUAUCCUAUCUUUUUGGAAUAUUGCUGGCUGAGAAGGUGAUGUCUCUUGUACCAGACGGUACUCAUGACUGGGAAAAGUUCAUAUCGCCUGUAGAUCUCGAGAGACUACUUGAAUCUAAUGGAUUUGUAGUGGAUAUGUUAAGGGGCAUGCUAUACAAUCCACUGAUGGGAUCCUGGAGGUGGUUAGAUGACACCAGCAUUAACUAUGCUAUUCACGCAGUGAAGAUGGUCGCACAAGAGCAGUCCACAGACCUGGAAUUUGAGAAAGAACAUGAUCAGCCCAAGGCAGCUCAGGCAUCCAUGUAAAAGGGCAUUCUUAGUAGACAUUACAUUAAAAUGUUGCCGCGUAUCAUUUGUGUUGCUAUCAUCGUAAGAGGAUAUAAUUACGUUUGCACAGUACUAUACAGAUUACUUUGUUGUUUUCUGAAACAAGUUUGAUUUUGUGUACAGAAUUGUCCUUUUUUUUUUUUUUAUGUAAAUGAACCAGUUGCUACCUGAUCCUGGUAGGGAUGUUGUUUGCAAAUGUCCAAUAACAGGUAUGGACAUCCUGAUCAUUGGGUGAAUGAUAUUCAUUAUAUAUUAAUAAUAAAAUUAAAUCUUUAAGUAUUUAACAAAGGGGAUUAUCCAUUACAGCCGAUAUUACUCAGAGCUGUACUCUAUUAUCUGACUGUUUCUUUGACAGGGUAUUCCAGCCUUAGAUGUUUAUGGCUUUUACACGUUUGAAACCCACACCUUUCUCCAGAACAAAGGUCCCCUAAACCUGCAAAUAUAAAUUUUAUUGUAAUAGAACAUAGUAAACUGCAGGAGGCUGAGAAUGGAAUAGUUGGUCACUUUAUGUUAAAAUUAUUCAUUGUAUUUUAAUAGUAUAGUUUUGCCACCUUAUUGCUGCUACCCACUUAUUGACUUUUUGUCCCGCUGUUCCCUUAUUGUCUAGAAAUGAGAAUCCCCGCACCCUUGCCGUCCCAUUCUUCUCGGCAUUGUGAAUGCUGGUAUCAUCUGUAAGAUUGACAAGCUUGAAGGAACGUGUGACAUACACAUCCCUCAGCGGCCUCCAUAAGCCUAUACAGACACAGAGGGAGGUGCAUGGUCACUUGCUCUUUUAACUGCUUAGAGGUAUCUGUCUGCACCCCAUUACAUUUAAUGGCCUGAACAGAUUCACCUAUUGACUCUAUUCGAGCAGCUUCCUUGUAGUAAACACAAAUUUGAAGGGGCACAAUAGCAUAGCAGAUUGAGCUAUUGUGCCCAGUCAAACAAAUGAGAUACAUUACAAUAUAUGACAGUAUGCUGAAGGAUAUUUAUAAAGUACUGAAAAAACCUAGUAUGAACAGGGCCUUAAAGGGGUACUCUGCCCCUAGACAUCUUAUCCCCUA
Hyla sarda is the source of this 2248-nucleotide messenger RNA. RefSeq names its product coenzyme Q3, methyltransferase (gene COQ3). Gene Ontology annotation, molecular function: 2-methoxy-6-polyprenyl-1,4-benzoquinol methyltransferase activity. The record is from RefSeq and is a predicted model, not a curated record. Bases 186 to 1184 code for a protein of 332 amino acids. The transcript has 7 exons. Gene Ontology annotation, biological process: ubiquinone biosynthetic process. Lineage: Eukaryota; Metazoa; Chordata; Amphibia; Anura; Hylidae.